GCUGCUGCGUCCGUCAGUCGGUGUUUGAGAGAGAGCGUCUAAAGUCCACUUGGAUUAUUACGCUCAGCGAAACGUGGAAAUAUGCCUCCUCUUCGACUGUGAACUCAAAUCCAGGCAGGAGUUGGGGCUGGGGGUCCUGGCUUGUCUUGGACACAGUCAAAGGGGUCCUCAAGGAAAGAAUUGGGAACUACUGCCUUUGAGCAUCAUGUACUGAAGGGAUGAUGUUGCUUUUUUUUUAAGCUUUUUUUUUAGCAAUAGAUUACGUUAACAUUACGAUGUGUCUGAUAAUAAGAAUAAUUCAUUUGCUAAACGGGAUCAAGUCAUUAAAACAUCUAUGUUAUUGAUUUAUAAGAGUUUGGGAUUAUUUGGAAAUGUCAUUUUCACACAACUCGUAAUAACCAACCAACCAACCAGUCAGUCAGUCAGUCAGUCAGUCAGCCAGCCAGCCGAUCGAUCGAUCGAUCGAUCGAUCGAUCGAUCGAUCGAUCAAUCAAUCAAUCAAUCAAUCAAUCAAUCAAUCAAUCAAUCAAUCAAUCAAUCAAUCAAUCAAUUUUUGUAAAGUGGUUUCCACAACCAUUAAAGGUAAGGCCUAAGGGUUGAACACAACAGACAGAAAAAAUCACGUUAAAAUCACAAAAAUUAAUAAAUCAUCUUAAAAUAAAAUAAAUAGUUUAUAAAAAAGUAAAAAAACAAAAGGCAUAAACACACUCAAUCACUUUGUUUAAAGGCUAGCUAAUAAAAGUGUCUCUAACCAAGUUUUAAAGGUGUGGUUGACUUAUAAAAUGUUAUUUCUGAUUUUAAUCAGUCCCUCUGAGUUUUUAAUUCAGGCUGAACAUGAAAAUAGUCUCCUACAUCUAUCUCGUGCAUUAGAUUUGGAUAGAAAACAGAAGAUGAAACUCAUGGAUUUUAAAAUCUUCACAGAACUACGCCACACUGAAUUCAUGGACUCAUCCAUCUUGACUUACGAUGGAGAAAACUGUUGUUGUUUUAAUGUCCAUGAAUCAGCAGUGGCCGUCUCAGCUAUUUUAAGCUAAUUAGCAUUAGCAACAUCACCUCAUGGCAGAAGCUGCUCCGGGCUUGUGUUAUUUGUGGUGAUAAAACAUCCAUGUUGCAAGUUAGUGGUAGAGUCGCGUUGCAGUUAACCAAUGCAGGGCGAGAUGUCCAAAUAUCAGGAAAUCAGACUCCAAAACCUGCCAUGUGAAAGAAACAUGACCUCACAACAGAAUUUAUCUGUAAGUUCAUUUUGAGAGUAACUCAACUAAUUUUACAUCGAGAUCAGUGACCACGUCCUUCUCGUACAGAACCAGAGACAAAAGUUCAGUACCACACUUCCACGUACCUUCAUUAAGGUCCGAAUACAAUCAUCUCAGUCUUCUUCUCACUAAAGUUAAACCCUCUGGAGGCAGGCGUCGCAGAUUUGCAAUGUUAAAACCUACCUACCUGGUUACUCCACAUACAUAUUUCAUGAGCAUUUUUUAACUCAGAAGUACCCCUGAAGGACUUAGUUGUGCGUCCUUUUAUCAAAACUUGUUUUGAACCUGAGAGGGUUAAAAAACUUGACGCCAUCCAGGACUUGACACGCAUUAAACAAUCAAGAAGUGAUUGAAUUGAGUGAUUGCAGGUGAAAAUAAACCUGAUAGUCAUCUGCAUAGAAAUGAAAUUUAAUGUUAUUCUGUCGAAAAAUCGAUCCAGAUGAAAGUAGGUAAAGAACAAAAAGGGGAUCAAGGUUGACACUAAAGCAGGAGUUGUUUAUCUACAGAUUUAAAAUAAUCAGGUAGAGAGAUUUUUUCUAGGAAAUGUAUUGCUGUGCUUGUAAAAAGACAUAUUGAUCCAACAACACGCAUCCAGAAAGUAAGAUUUCAGCUGUAAGGGAUCAGCCAGUACAGUCUUUGGAGAUGCUCAAGGAAGAUUGGGGUGAAACCUGGAACUAGUGAAAACAAUUUAUUUUGAUUUAAAGCAAACUUAAAAAUUUAUAACUUUCAGUAACUUUGACAACAUGUAUGCCGUGUUUCUUUGCUGCCCUUUGCUCAUUUUUUGCAUUUUUCUGGAAAACAAAAACAUUCCCAAGUGAUUGGAAACUUUUGAGCAGCUGAAGUUCUUCAGGAAAGACAGGAUAAUAUUUCAAUGUCACCAAGUCAAGCAAUUGAAAGACAAGCGUUGAAGCUCUCCAAUGGCAGGUUUUGUUAUGCUUGUCAUCUCUGUAGAGUGACAGAAAAUAAAACUAAUUUAGACCAUUGAUUGUUUACAGGAUUUGCCGUCAUUCCUGAAUUGGGAACAUUCUGGCAUUUUAAACAAGAAUAAGCUCCACAUUUACAAGCGACAGGCAGACAGUGACCAUACACGGCUUUGUAUCUGUCAGAAUAACUCUACUAUCAGGAUUUAAAGAGAGCAGUAUUCCAUGUGAACAAAUAAAGUUCAGUCCAAAUAAAAAACAGAAAAGAAAGCAAGCUUUUAGUUGAAAGGCAGCUGAAUCGGUUUCACUGUAACCUUUUCUUCCAUUUGUCACUCAGACCCAGUCACACGACUCAGGAACGAGUUUCUACGUCCUUUAGAAUAAGUUUUGUCUGUUAAUGGAGCUGUCAGCGCUUUGCUCCAGCCUCUUCCAUUCAGCCAGGUUCACUUUAUAAUUGUGUGAUGAAAUCCAUUUCAGUUAAUGAACAUCGCGGGACAGAGAGCUGGCAGCGAGAUCGGGAGGAAGACAGAUUAGAAAGGUGUCCUCCCUUCUCUCUGCUGCACAGCCUGCUGUUGGUCUCAGCACACACAUUUUUUCCUGUUUGAACAGGUGAUUGUGGGGAUUACUUGUGCGUGGAUGCUUUUGUGUACACGCACACCCUGGUAGGAGAGGUUAUUUUUAUUUUUCCCUGAGAGGCAUCCAGCGGAGAUGCAGGGGGCUCGGUUCAUGGUGUUGCUGCUCCAGACUCUGAGCUGCUUGUGUGCAGUAGCUGCCGGCCUUCCGUUCAGAACGCCCCUGGAUUUGGACGUGACUCCACGUGUCACCGUGGUGAGCAGCGGUCUUCAGGGCUGCAGGCAUUUUCAGUCGUCUGCAGUCAACUACAGCACUCUGCUGCUGGAGGCUGACAGUGAGCGCCUCUACGUUGGGGCCCGGGGGGCUGUAUUUGCUCUCAAUGCUUCUGACAUCUCAGCCAGCUCUGCUCUAACUAUUGAGUGGGAGGCCUCCGCCGAGCAAAAGCACGAAUGUCGGCUCAAAGGAAAAGACAACAAGACGGAGUGUUUUAAUCACAUCCGCUUGCUCCAGAGCUUUAACUCCACCCAUCUGUACAUGUGUGGGACUCACGCCUUCAAACCCCUCUGUGCAUACAUAGACAAGAGGAGGUUUGUUGUGUCCUCUCAACCUGAGGAGGGCAGAGAUAAAUGUCCUUAUGGGCCAACAACAGGCUACACUGCUCUUAUCAUAGACCAGCAAAUAUACACAGCCUCCCAGUAUGAAUUUUGGAGCUUUCCAGAUAUUCGCCGAAACUCUCCGUCCCCCUCCUUGAAGACAGAGGAUGCUCCCACGCGCUGGCUGAACGACGCGGACUUUGUGGGUUCAGCUCUUGUGAAGGAAAGCUUGGGCAGCGGCAGCGGCGACGAUGAUAAAAUCUACUUCUUCUUUACCGAGAAGAGCCAGGAACAGACGACAACUUACAGCCACAGCAGGGUGGCCCGAGUAGCCCGUGUCUGCAAGGGAGACAGGGGAGGCCGUUUAACUCUGCAGAAACGAUGGACGUCCUUCCUGAAGACCAGGCUGACGUGCUCGCUGCCCGAGUACGACUUCCACUUUAACAUGCUGCGCAGCGUCUUUGUUAUGCCUGGCCUCACUCCACAAGACACGCUCUUCUACGGCAUCUUUGGCCUAGAGUGGAAAAACGUGAAGGCGUCUGCGGUGUGUCGGUUCUCCCUGCCUGAAGUCAAGGAAGCCUUCCAAGGACCCUACAUGGAGAACCAGGACUCCGGCUCCAACUGGAAGGAAUAUGUUGGAAAGAUCCCCAAUCCGAGGCCUGGAACGUGCAUCACCGACUCUCUGAGGGCCAAGAGCAUAAACAUCUCCACCUCCCUGCCUGACGAUGUGCUGGAUUUUGUCAGACGCCAUCCUCUGAUGUCCCAGCAGGUCCAACCUGUAGACAGACGCCCCCUUUUGUUCAGGAGGACCACCGACUAUACACACAUGGUGGUGCACAUGGUCCAGGGGUUAGAUGAGCAAAUGUACCAAGUGUUAUACAUGGGUACAGAUGAAGGCUGGUUGCACAAAGCUGUAGACAUUGAAGGGCAGCUGCACAUUAUUGAAGAGGUUCAGCUGUUUGAGGAACCGCAGCCUGUCGAUAAUCUGCUGCUAUCCAAAAAGCAGAUGAGCGUCUACGUGGGCUCGCCUUCAGGUGUCAUUCAGCUGCCGCUCUCAAACUGUCGCAGGUAUGCUUCCUGCUAUGACUGCGUUUUUGCCAGAGACCCUCACUGCGCCUGGAACGGAGCCGAGUGUGUGGAUGUGUUGACUCAGGCAGACAGGUCCGCUUUAAUCCAAGACAUCCUGCAUGGCAAAAGUGGAUGUGAGCAAAUACCGUACGAUGUCGUCCAGCGGAGCCGCUCUGUGCGGGUUGACGAUGAUGUCCUUCUGCAGUGUGAGCUCAGCUCUAACCUGGCAACGCCCCUUUGGACGAAGGACGGUACCGAGGUGCAGGGCUACAACCUCAACUCGGGUUUCAGGACCGGCACGGACGGGCUGCUGAUUAUCAAGGCCCGAGAGGACCAGAGCGGUCUGUACACCUGCUACGCUGUUGAGAACACUGUCAAGGUUGCUGUGGUAACAUACAAUGUGAGCAUCAACCUGGAUGUGCCGCCUCCUCCACUUGUUGAGCCAACUCACAGUCUAAUUACCACCCGGCCAGCACCGACCCAACCUUCCCUAUCUGAGGGGCCCCGGUCACCGCUCCUCCUGCUGUCUCCCAGGAAAAUGGAGGCCAUCUACCUGUCCCUCAUCACCGUCCUCGGAGCGCUCUGCGUGGUCCUCACUGUUGUCCUUGUUUAUGUGGGCUUCUGCUUACGAGUCGGCCAAAGAGGAAAGUACUGUUUGCGUGCAGCAACUGCAGCACACCCGAUCAGCAAGAGGAGCAGCAGGAGCAGAAAGCAUCACAGAAACUCCUCCAACAUGGAGCCGAAGACCGUCUCGAGUCACUGCAACGGCCUCUGUAACGGCGUUUCUAAGCGACGUAAUGGCGACAUCAUAGAUGAAGGCUUUCUGCAAGUUGUCCCAGGUGAAGGUCACACCUCCCUCGGUAAAGAGCCUCCACCCCCAGCCCCGCCUCUCCCUCCUACGCCGCAAUUUUCCUCCCCGGAGUUUGACUUUCCGAACGGGCUGUCGGCCACGUUGCCCAGCGUUCUGAGGAGGAUGAACGGGAACAGCUACGUGCUGCUGAGGCAAAGCGACUCUGAAAACACAUCCCCGCUCUUCUACUCUUUUGCAGAUGAGCUCAACAGGAUCUUAGAGAAGAGGAAAAACACUCAGCUGCUGCCCAGGCCGGAUGAGAGCUCUGUGUAGAGAAAGGGGAGGAGCCAACCUGUGCCUAAUGCGACUCAUCGUCGUGGACUAAAGCAACGAGUGUCGUUAUUUACUUUGGAUUUUUUUAUAAAUAGAUACACAUUUAGACAUUCCUGACACCACAACACAAUGUAAAUUACAAGCCCCUGUGAUGGGCUAAAGCAUGAAACUGAAAUAAAUCUUAAUCUACCUCACCUGAAUGCUGCCUGGAGAGACAGUCCGAUCUGAGAAACGAGGCCGGGAUAAGCAGCUGAAAUCAUCACUGAUCCACAAAGAUAAAGCAGGAUAAACAAAUCCUAACAAGGAGCGGAGCUUAUGGGAAUCCACGUGAAGAGUCGAUUUAGACUAUUGGGGCAGCUAGCCAAUGCUUGUUUGCACUGACAACUGUGCUGAUGGCUAGUGCAUUUUUAAAACAUGCCAUUCAUUUACCUAUUAUAAACAUGAAUGAAAAUGAAGCGAACAAAGAAAAAAAUACAACAUAUUUAUACAUGCAUUUUAUUUCUCUCCUUCUGUGGACGUUUCUUAUCCUGCACUGCAGGUUGCAGGAUUUUAGAGUAGAGGCUCAGCAUCUGCAGGUUCUACUUAGGGAGGCCUUCCAGCUCUGCUACCACCAGCUGCUCUCCAAGAUGACGGGAGUGUGUUGGGAUGACUCACUGGACAAGAUGCUUAAUGACUCAGAGGACCACAGCAGCAGCUGCAGCAGUUGUGUGCAACCAGGAAAACUGGGAAAGAUAAGAUUGGAUGGGACUUGCAAACCAGAUUUUCAAAAUAAAAUACUGACAUUUGAACUGCUAACCAAUUAUGAAGGCACACUACAUCAGCUCAAAAUGGUGAUCUAAUCAUUACUUAUUGGUAUUAUUAUUGCUUAUUAACCAGAUUUUGUUACUGUAUGAAUUUUAUAAAACUCUAUAAGGAAAGAAUUUUAAAUUAAAUGUUAAUGAUCAAUAAUAAAUACGCAUUUUUGUUUGUAAUUAUGAUCAUAUUAUAAAUGUCAAGAUUAUAUUAUCAAGAGUUAAUUAAAUAGUGAUUACAUCACAAGGUGCUGUCAGGAUGUUAUAUGGGAAAGUGUCAGUGUUAUGCUGAUUUUAAUGCACUUUAAGAAACAGUUUUGAUGUGCAUUGGUUAAAGUUGAAGGACAUUUUAGUUCAAAUGGGCCAGAAGAAGGUUUUUGCCCUUUACUCAGCACUUCUGUGGAGUUCAUGACUGUGUCUGCAGGAGGCUGUUGGACACAAUGGAUCUAAGCGAAACGUUGAUUGUGUCUUAACGGAGGCUGAGAGCGCCACUGAGUGACGCUCAGCGGGAGACUGCAGCACUGAACGGCAGACUGAGGAGCACCCAAAGCAUCCAAGGUAUGAUGACCACAGGCCAGCUCAAACGCAUCCCGGGGAGAUCUUCUCGCUCCACAUGUCGGUGUUCUUUUAAUGAGCGGAGGAACAAAACUCGCCAUCGUAAACAGACAGCUGGGUCAAAAGUGAGGCUCUAUAAGGGCUAGCUAGUGCGCCAGGGUUUCAGCACCACUUCUUUGUGUGCAGAGUGUCCUUGCCUCUGCUUGGUGCAUACUUAUUAGACCUUUUUUCUCACUUGCUGCAUGAGCAUUGUUCUGUCACUGUUGUUAAAGGAAGAACAAGGACAGCUCAUUUUAUUAUUAAAGAAAAGUGCCAAGGUUGAUGCUUAAAUAUGCUUUGUGAGCCUUUUUUGUUGCAAAAAACAAACGUUUGGGUAUUAAAAUGUUAAAACAAAAGCAUAUAUUUAUUUAGUAAUUUUGCACAAUGUAUGUUUUAACAUUUUUUGUUGUUAAAGUGCCACAUGUGAGACAUAUCCAAUUUUCUGUGUUGCACAAGCUGUUAUUAAUAGAAGCACAGUGGCUAAAAGCAUGCAGAAGCUGUGCCAGCACUACAGAAAUUAAUAUUUAUGACUAAUGGGAGGAAAAUGCACCAAAAUAUAUAUAAUUGUUAGUUUUUCCUAAUAUCUUAGUGAACCGUUGAGCUUUUUCUCACUUUUUAAUAUGUUUUUGCAUGCAGCACCGUGCCUGAGCGCACAGAAACGUAUUUUCCUAAACUGAACACAAGGAAUAAUAAAGCAGUGGUUUUAUUCACAUUUCAGUGAUAACAAAUUUAAAUAAAAAUUCAUUAAGUGUU
Messenger RNA from Nothobranchius furzeri (turquoise killifish), 7668 nucleotides. RefSeq names its product semaphorin-4G. Gene Ontology annotation, cellular component: plasma membrane. Gene Ontology annotation, biological process: neural crest cell migration; semaphorin-plexin signaling pathway; negative regulation of axon extension involved in axon guidance. The record is from RefSeq and is a predicted model, not a curated record. NCBI's taxonomy places the organism in Eukaryota, Metazoa, Chordata, Actinopteri, Cyprinodontiformes, Nothobranchiidae. Gene Ontology annotation, molecular function: semaphorin receptor binding; chemorepellent activity.